This is a messenger RNA of Entelurus aequoreus (snake pipefish), 983 nucleotides long. RefSeq names its product RNA-binding protein 25-like. Bases 1 to 666 code for a protein of 221 amino acids. The record is from RefSeq and is a predicted model, not a curated record. The transcript is spliced from 2 exons. NCBI's taxonomy places the organism in Eukaryota, Metazoa, Chordata, Actinopteri, Syngnathiformes, Syngnathidae.
AUGAAGGAGAAAGGAAACAAGCAAGCAAGAGAGUGGGAGAGAGAGAGCAAGAGAAGGAGAGGAAGCAAGAGAGAAGAGAAAGCAAACAAGGGAGCGGGAGAGAAACAGAAAGAGAGGGAGCAAGAGAAAGAAAAAGAAAGAGAAAGGAGAGAGAAAAAGAGAGAGACCAACAGAAAAGAGAGCAAGAGAAAAAGAGAGAUCGAGGAGAGAGAGCAAAAGAGCAAGAGAAAAAAGAAAGAGAGAGAAAGGCAAACGAAAGAGCGGGAGAGAGCAAGCGAAAGAAAGAAAAAGAAAGAGGGUGAGAAAGCAAAUGAGAGAGAGCAAGAGUUGGACAGAGAAAGUGAGAGCAAGAAAAAGAGAAAGAGAGCAACAGAAAGUGAGAGAUUGGAGGAGAGAGAGCGAAACAGCAAGAGAAAAAAGAAAAAAAGUGAGAAGGCAAACGAGAGAGAGAGAGCGAGAGCAAGCGAAAGAAGGAAAAAGAAAGAGGGUGAGAAAGCAAAUGAGAGAGAGCAAGAGAUAGACAAAGAAAGAGAGAGCAAGAAAAAGAGAGCAACAGAAAGUGAGAGAUUGGAGGGGAGAGAGCGAAAGAGAAAAAGAAAAAAGGGAGAAAGCAAACGAGAGAGAGAGAGCAUGCGUAAGAAAGAGAGAGGGAAAGAAAACAAAUGAGAGAGAGCAAGAGAAAGAGAGAGAGCAAGAGAAAGAGAGAGAUCGGAGGAGCGAGAGCGCGAGAGCAAGAGAAAAAAGAAAAAGAGAAAAAGCAAAUGAGAGAGAGCAAGAGAAAGACAAAGAGAGAAAGAAAAAGAGAGAAAGCAAGAGAAAGAGAGAGAGAAAGAAAGAGAGAGAAAGAAAGAGAGAGAACAAGAAAAAGAGAGAGAACAAGACAAAGUGAGAAAUCGAGGAGAGAGAGUGAAAGAGCAAGAGAAAAAAGCAAAAGAAAGAGAGAGAGCAAAUGAGAGAGAGCAAGAGAAAGAGAGAAAACUGAA